Sorex fumeus (smoky shrew) is the source of this 4774-nucleotide messenger RNA. It is a transcript of the gene DISP1, whose product is annotated as dispatched RND transporter family member 1. The transcript is spliced from 9 exons. Gene Ontology annotation, cellular component: membrane. The record is from RefSeq and is a predicted model, not a curated record. Bases 120 to 4694 code for a protein of 1524 amino acids. NCBI's taxonomy places the organism in Eukaryota, Metazoa, Chordata, Mammalia, Eulipotyphla, Soricidae.
UGCUGGAUGCUGUAUAACGAACAUCAGGAUUAUCUGCUCUUAGCAGGGAAACCACUGCUCUAGCUCAUGGGCUUUGAAGUCAGACCGGAAUUUAAAUCCAGUCUCUUACCAGGUAUGUCAUGUUGGGGUCAAGACCUUGGAGCAUGGCUAUGAGCAAUGGAAACAACGACUUUGUGGUUGUUAGCAAUGGCAGCAUUACAACCAGUGCUACCAGCCCUGGGCCUCUCACCCCCUGUGACGGAGACCUCACAUCCCAGCAGCUCACAUCCAAAGAAACACCAAGAGCAAAAGUGAGUCCAAAUGGAUGCCUGCAAGUUAAUGGCACCGUUAAGUCCUCCUUCCUGCCUUUAGACAACCAAAGAACACCUCAGAUGUUAUCCCAGUGCUGCCAUCCUUGCCCAUACCAUCACCCUUUGACUAGCCAUACCAGUCAUCAAGAGUGCCAUCCUGAGUCUGGUUCCGCAGCACCUUCUGCUUUGGCCUCAUGUUGCAUGCAGCCACACCCAGAGUAUUCCGCAUCUCUUUGUCCAAAUCAUUCACCUGUUUAUCAGACUCCGUGCUGUCUUCAGCCCUCUCCAUCCUUCUGCCUACAUCAUCCGUGGCCUGACCAUUUUCAGCAUCAGCCUGUGCAGCAGCACAUACCCAACAUCAGACCAUCCAGACCUUUCAAGUUACCAAAAAGUUAUGCAGCCCUAAUAGCCGACUGGCCCGUGGUGGUCCUGGGCAUGUGUACCGUGUUCAUCGUGGUCUGUGCCUUGGUGGGAGUAUUAGUGCCAGAGCUUCCUGACUUCUCCGAUCCGUUGCUGGGUUUUGAACCAAGAGGGACUGCAAUUGGCCAAAGACUGGUCACGUGGAACAACAUGGUAAAAAAUACAGGAUACAAAGCAACAUUAGCAAAUUACCCCUUUAAAUAUGCAGAUGAACAAGCUAAAAGCCAUCGAGAUGAUCAUUUUGAAAGAGAGAAAAGAGAAGUUGACUGGAACUUCCACAAAGACAGCUUUUUCUGCGAUGUUCCAAGUGACCGCUAUUCAAGAGUAGUAUUUACUUCAGCUGGAGGAGAGACAUUAUGGAAUUUACCUGCAAUUAAAUCAAUGUGCAAUGUAGAUAAUGCGAGGAUCAGAUCUCAUCCGCAGUUUGGGGAUCUCUGCCAGAGGACCACCGCCGCAUCCUGCUGCCCCAGCUGGACCCUGGGGAACUACAUCGCCAUUCUGAACAACAGAUCAUCUUGCCAGAAAAUUGUCGAGCGAGAUGUUUCUCAUACCCUGAAGCUGCUUCGAACCUGCGCCAAACACUACCAAAACGGCACUCUGGAGCCCGACUGCUGGGACAUGGCGGCCAGAAGGAAGGAUCAGCUCAAGUGCACCAACGUGCCCCGGAAAUGCACCAAGCACAAUGCCGUGUACCAGAUCCUCCAUUACUUGGUGGACAAGGACUUUCUGUCCCCAAAGACAGCUGACUCUGCCACGCCAGCUUUAAAGUACAGCAUGCUCUUCUCCCCCACUGAGAAAGGAGAGAGCAUGAUGAACAUCUACCUGGACAACUUUGAGAACUGGAACGCGUCCGACGGCAUCACCACCAUCACGGGCAUUGAAUUUGGCAUCAAACACAGUUUGUUUCAGGAUUAUCUUCUGAUGGAUACUGUGUAUCCCGCCAUCGCCAUCGUCAUCGUCCUCCUGGUCAUGUGCGUCUACACCAAGUCCAUGUUCAUCACGCUGAUGACCAUGUUUGCCAUCAUCAGCUCCUUGAUCGUCUCCUAUUUUCUCUACCGUGUAGUGUUCAACUUCGAAUUUUUCCCCUUUAUGAACCUCACGGCACUCAUUAUCUUGGUUGGAAUUGGAGCAGAUGAUGCUUUUGUCCUGUGUGACGUCUGGAACUACACCAAAUUUGACAAACCUCACGCGGAGACGUCGGAAACCGUGAGCAUCACCCUGCAGCAUGCCGCCCUCUCCAUGUUCGUCACCAGUUUCACCACAGCCGCAGCCUUUUACGCUAACUAUGUUAGUAACAUCACAGCCAUCAGAUGCUUUGGGGUCUACGCGGGCACAGCCAUCUUGGUGAAUUAUGUUCUGAUGGUCACGUGGCUCCCCGCAGUGGUGGUCCUGCACGAGCGCUAUCUGCUCAAUAUCUUCAGUUGCUUCAAGAAGCCCCAGCAGCAAAUCUAUGAUACCAAAAGCUGCUGGACCGUGGCUUGCCAGAAGUGCCACAAAGUACUUUUUGCCAUUUCGGAAGCGUCGCGAAUCUUUUUUGAGAAAGUCCUGCCCUGCAUUGUCAUUAAGUUCCGCUACCUUUGGCUGUUCUGGUUCCUUGCCUUAACCGUCGGUGGGGCCUACAUUGUGUGCAUAAACCCAAAGAUGAAACUACCCUCGUUGGAGUUAUCAGAGUUCCAGGUGUUCAGAGCGUCACAUCCUUUUGAACGUUAUGAUGCCGAGUACAAAAAACUGUUCAUGUUUGAGCGCGUUCACCAUGGAGAGGAACUCCACAUGCCCAUCACCGUCAUCUGGGGGGUGUCCCCCGAAGACAACGGCAACCCACUGAAUCCCAAGAGUAAAGGGAAGUUAACCCUAGACAGUCGUUUCAACAUCGCCAGCCCAGCUUCCCAGGUCUGGAUUUUGCACUUCUGUCAAAAACUAAGAAAUCAGAGCUUCUUUUACCAAACAGACGAGCAGGACUUCACCAGCUGCUUCAUUGAGACUUUCAAACAGUGGAUGGAGAACCAGGACUGCGACGAACCUGCCCUGUACCCGUGCUGCAGCCGCUGGAGCUUCCCCUACAAGCAGGAGAUCUUUGAACUGUGCAUCAAGCGAGCCAUCAUGGAGCUGGAGCGGAGCACGGGCUACCAUCUGGACAGCAAGACCCCAGGGCCCCGGUUCGAUAUCAAUGAUACUAUCCGGGCGGUUGUGCUCGAGUUCCAGAGCACCUACCUCUUCACCCUAGCUUAUGAAAAGAUGCACCAGUUUUACAAAGAGGUGGACUCGUGGAUUUCCAACGAGCUGACUUCCGCCCCAGAGGGCCUCAGCAAUGGCUGGUUUGUUAGCAACCUGGAAUUCUAUGACCUCCAGGACAGCCUCUCUGAUGGCACCCUCAUUGCCAUGGGGCUCUCGGUGGCCGUGGCUUUCAGCGUGAUGCUGCUCACCACGUGGAACAUCAUCAUCAGCCUUUACGCCAUCCUUUCCAUCGCUGGGACCAUCUUUGUGACCGUGGGUUCUCUGGUCCUCCUGGGCUGGGAGCUCAAUGUUCUGGAGUCCGUCACCAUUUCUGUGGCUGUUGGCUUGUCCGUCGACUUCGCUGUCCAUUAUGGGGUGGCUUACCGCCUGGCCCCCGAUGCCGACCGGGAAGGAAAAGUGAUCUUCUCUCUGAGUCGUAUGGGCUCAGCUAUCGCCAUGGCCGCACUGACCACCUUCGUGGCCGGGGCCAUGAUGAUGCCCUCCACGGUCCUGGCUUACACCCAGCUGGGCACCUUCAUGAUGCUCAUUAUGUGCAUCAGCUGGGCCUUUGCCACCUUCUUUUUCCAGUGUUUGUGCCGGUGCCUGGGGCCGCAGGGCACCUAUGGUCAGAUUCCUUUGCCUAAGAAACUCCAGUGCAGUGCCUUUUCCCAUGCCUUGUCAACAAGCCCUGGGGACAAGGGACAGAGCAAAACGCAUGCUGGGAAUGCUUAUCAUUUGGCGCCCAGGGGCCAGAAAUCAGACCUAGAGCAUGAGUUCUAUGAAUUGGAGCCCCUGGCCUCCCAUAGCUGUGCCGCCUCUGAGAAGAGCCCUUACGAAGAGCCCCACAUCUGCUCCGACUUUUUCAACAGCCACGCCAAGAAUGUCGGGCUGCCUGUGCACACCACAUACACCAGCGAACUCAACAAAAGCCCCAAGAGCGAGGCGAGCACUGCCCUUCUACCGCCCUCGCUCGAUCAGCGCUCCGUGUGUCACCUCUUCUCUCUGCAUCAGAGAUGUAGCUGCCCGCAUGCCUACAAACACUGGAAAUACGGCCCGCAUGCCUGCCAGCAGGUGGGCGACUGCUUGGGCCACCAAUGCGCUCCCACUAGUGCUUUCCUGCAUCUCCAGAACGGCGUGGCACCCCUGAAGGCUGUGCAUCAAGCCCCUGAGGGCUUUCUACACCCCAUCCCUCACCUCCACCACCCCUGCCCCUGCCUCCAGGGUAGCAUAAAGGCACCCACAGUGCAGAAUUCUCUGCCCAGGAAUCUCUUUCUUCAGCCCACACAGCCCCAAGAGAAGGUGACACUGAGUGGCAGCCACAGUCUCCAGAGCCUAGAACAUCUUCCACCUGUGGCAGAGGCAGCUUUGGGGUGCAAAAGCUCUGGCCCUUCGCGACCAGCGUGUUGUGAUCCUGACACUAACCGAAGGGGACCGUGUCAGAACAGAGACAUGGAGAAUGGAGAGGUCAGUCGCAGGGCCGAGAACAAGGACUCAGAAAGUCAGACAGAUGUGGAGCCCAGCUUGUCCCAGACAGACAUCAUCGUGAACUCGGAACAUUUAAAUCAAAAGGAACCAAAAUUUAUAUUUAACCAUUUCAUGGGGGAGGCCAGUUAUCGAUCCUGCCCAAACAAUCCACCAAGUUGUGGCAGAAUUGUGAGAGUGAAGUGCAAUUCUGUGGACUGUCAGAUGCCAAACAUUGAUGCCAAUGUGCCUGCUGUAUUAACACACUCAGAACUUUCUGGUGAAAGUUUGUUAAUAAAAACACUUUAAUAAAUAGAGUAUUCAAUUCAGAACCAGUGCCUCGGUCAUUGCUUUGAAAUUAGAGCAAGAUCCAGAAGUCUAGAAAGGGA